CUUUCGGCUCCACUGGGAGGCAUGUUCUCUGGACAGCCACUCAGACCUCCGCAACCUCCAUCGGGGCUCCUGGGCCAGGCUUCGCUUCUUCAGGCCAUGCCAGGCAUUCCAAGAACUUCUAACAGUAUUUUGGUGGACAAGUUAGAGUCAUCUUUUAAAGCUUGCUUUCCUUCUCUGGUGAGUCAAAAUUAUGUCAAUGGUACAGAUCAGGAAGAAAUUCGAACUGGUGUUGACCAGUGUAUCCAGAAAUUCCUGGAUAUUGCAAGACAGAUAGAAUGUUUUUUCCUACAAAAAAGAUUGCAGUUAUCUGUCCAGAAACCAGAGCAAGUUAUCAAAGAGGAUGUCUCAGAACUGAGGAAUGAAUUACAGCGAAAGGAUGCUCUGGUCCAGAAGCACUUGACAAAACUAAGACAUUGGCAGCAGGUGCUGGAGGACAUCAACAUGCAGCACAAAAAGCCAGCCGACAUCCCCCAGGGCGCCCUGGCCUACCUUGAGCAGGCGCCUGCAAAUAUCCAUGCGCCGAUGAAGCAAACCUGA
Molecule: messenger RNA, 537 nt
Organism: Bubalus bubalis (water buffalo)
Lineage: Eukaryota; Metazoa; Chordata; Mammalia; Artiodactyla; Bovidae
Product: mediator of RNA polymerase II transcription subunit 28-like
Exons: 2
Cellular component (GO): mediator complex
Source: RefSeq, a predicted model, not a curated record